Messenger RNA from Pararge aegeria (speckled wood butterfly), 4728 nucleotides. RefSeq names its product cytoplasmic protein NCK1 (gene dock). Bases 353 to 1555 code for a protein of 400 amino acids. The record is from RefSeq and is a predicted model, not a curated record. Lineage: Eukaryota; Metazoa; Arthropoda; Insecta; Lepidoptera; Nymphalidae. Gene Ontology annotation, molecular function: protein binding. The transcript has 7 exons.
CUGAUGUAAAUUUUUUUUAGUUAAAAUUACAAAUGUGAUAAAUUUGCCUGAAUAUUACAUAAAAUUCGCAAAUCAUGCAAUAAAAGGGUUUUAAUACAGUUCCCAUUUUAUUAAAGAUUGUUUAAUCGUGCGGUGCGAUGGAGUGACAACCAUCAUUUCUCGUUGAAUGUGAAAUAGCUUUCGAUCGUAUUUUCGCACGUCCUGCAGACAAACAAUAGGGAGUUUUUGCUGCAGGAUUGUUGAUCUGUGUUAUUGUGCAAGUGCACUGUCGAGUGCGAUUGGCGAAUCGACUGGUGCAGUGCAGUAGACCCGGGCUAGUGGCGACAUGUAUCAGUGAGGCCAGGAGCUGGUCAUGUUGGAGACGCGGUCGGUCCGCGCCGCUGACUCGGUGUGGGCGAACAAGCCGCUGCCGGCGCCGCACGCGAUGGCUAACUCCAGGCAUGGAAAGAACACCCAGGACGAUGUCUGCUACGUGGUUGCGAAGUACGAUUACGCCGCGCAAGGCGCUCAGGAGCUGGACCUGCGGAAGAACGAGCGGUACCUGCUGUUGGACGACUCCAAACACUGGUGGCGCGUGCAGAACGCGCGCAGCCAGUCCGGCUACGUGCCCAGCAACUACGUGAAGAAGGAGAAGCCUUCUCUUUUUGACAGCAUCAAGAAGAAGGUGAAGAAGGGGUCCGGCUCGAAGACCCUGCCGUCGAGCAGUUCGCCGGUGCGCGGCGCGGCGUGCCCCGAGUCGCCGGCGCGGCGCGCGGAGGCGGUGGAGGCGCUGGGCGCGGCCGUGGUGAAGUACAACUACCAGGCGCAGCAGCCCGACGAGCUGGCGCUCACCAAGGGCACCCGCAUCCUCAUCCUGGAGAAGAGCAACGACGGCUGGUGGCGCGGCCAGUACCAGGCGCACACCGGCUGGUUCCCGUCUAACUACACGAGUGAAGAAGGUGACAGCGAGGACACUGUUCACACAUAUGCGAUGGCGGAAAACGUUCUGGAUAUCGUUGUGGCGCUGUACUCCUUCACGUCCAACAACGAGCAGGAGCUGUCGUUCGAGAAGGGCGACCGGCUGGAGAUCAUCGAGCGGCCGCCCUCCGACCCCGAGUGGUACCGCGCGCGCGACAGCCGCGGCCACAUCGGCCUCGUGCCGCGCAACUACCUGCAGGAGCUGGCCGACUACCUCGCGCAGCCCUACAGCGAGGCGGGCGAGGCGCCGGCGGGCGGCGCGGCGGCGCGCGGCGCGGCGGGGCGCGCGUGGUACUACGGCGCCAUCACGCGCACGCACUGCGACGCGCUGCUCAACCAGCACGGCCACGACGGCGACUUCCUCAUCCGCGACUCGGAGACCAACGUUGGCGACUACUCUGUGUCACUAAAAGCGCCGGGCCGUAACAAACAUUUCCGCGUGCAAGUUGAAGGCAAUCUCUACUGCAUCGGGCAGCGGAAGUUCCCAACGUUGGAUCAGCUCGUUGCGCAUUACCAACGGGCGCCAAUAUAUACCAACAAACAAGGGGAGAAACUUUAUCUCGUGCGUCCGCUACCGCGCGCGGCUGCGAAUUGCUGAGCGGGGAUCGUGCGAGGCUCUAUACAUAACCUCCGGCACGCGGACGAACGACUGCGUUAGACCUCUCGCACACUCGUGAUACGAUGACAUCGUAUGCGCGGUUACGUGAAGCUCAAAGUGUGUGGAUACAGUGAAUAAAAGUUUAGUGUUUAAAUAAAUCACCAGUGCGCGUCUAGUCUAAGGCUAAGGCCUGAGUGAACGCAAUGGCGGGGCACGCAUAACGCGGCGUCCAGACAGUGCGCGCUCUCGCAACACUUGCCUCGCAGCGCAUGCCUCGCGGUGUUCGCCGCACUCAGGCCUUACAUCAAACAGUUCGACGAGCAGUUGCUCCAAUUUCUUGGAAAAUUACAUAGAAUAUUGAACCAAGAGGUAAGCGCUUUGUAUCCUAUAGAAAUAAAUAGGUACUUAUUAAGUUUGUCCAAGAAAUUUUAGUGAACGCUAAUUAAAUGGAAUCGAAUACAUUGUUUCUAGUCUAAUUUUUUUUACAAUUUAUAUUAAAUUUAAGUACUAUAUUUAACGUAAAAAUGAUUUAAACUUCUGUUUAAAAUGAUACUCAAUGAAACUAUUGUUAGGUGUUAAUGAAUAAUUAAAAUUUAGUUAGGCCUAAUAAUAAAAUGUACCUACCUACAAUUUUUGGGGAAAAAUAUUUAAAUACACGAAAUGAUGUAUUCAUUCCAUUUUGCACAUUUAAGUUUGCUACUUUUGUAGUACUUAGAGCGUUUCGUCGCCGAGUAAUGAAUGGAUAAUCCAUACAUUUGUAGAUUUUGUAGGGUAAAAAAAACAUUUUAUUGAAGGACUGUAACUUUAUAAAUAAUAAAACUUUUAACAUGCAUGUCGAAGUGAAAGUCACAAUUCGCUAUUAUACAUUAUAUUAUGGUAACGAUAGCGCACAUUGUCAAAAUUGUCAAAACUGUUAAUUUACUUUUGCUAAAACCACUAUGGCCAUCAAAGAAAAACAUGUCAUUGGUUUCAUGAAAAUUAACGGUGAACAAUGGGACAGGCAAUAAUGCAUUCUAUUUACCUGUUGCAUAACAUGUCAAUUAUACCACAACAUUGUUGUAACAACGAAAACUGGCAUUUAUAUUAUAAAGUACAGGUAAAUGUGAUCAAUGUGACAGGUAAUAGCUAAUGUGUUGUUACCUGUCAUUUGGGGAGGAUAAAAUGUAACAUAUUCUAAAACUGACAGGUAAAAGUAAAUAAUUUAAAAGUAUUUGAAAAAAAAAAGUUAAUAAUGGAUAAAUUAUGCAUACCCUAGUAAAUGUUCAUUAAAUGGGAUAUAGUCAGCUGGAGUCCCUGUAUAGUUAUAUAAUAUUAUGUAGUUUAAUGCAGUGUUGAUGCAACACUGAAAAUAUAAUAAUUUUAACGAUAAUAAACCAAAAAACCGCUUUGCAUUCUCUAUUAUAUUAAUAAUUAUUAAUAAGGGCAAUUUCUAUAUCAUAUAAUUUGAUAAGUAAUGUAGCGUAAUUUUUAAAUGAUUUUUUAUAGAUAAUAUGCGUUUGAUGUAAUGUACUCAUGUUCCCAUAAUUUAACCGGUGUACAAGACGAAUUGUAUAAUAACUAUAUUCAAUUAAAAUAAUAUCAAUCACACAAAAUGGUGCUUAACAUUAUUGUAUAUGAAUUCUAAACUAAAUUGACAGGUUUAAGGUGCCCUUUGUAUUGGGAGCACAGAUAAUAACAUGAUGAUAUUUUGCAUUCAAUGUAGUUAGGAUUUGUGUACAACUCGAAUAGCACCAAUGUCCCCUAACUUUUAUUGCAUUUUAGUAUUCAAUUACGCAAGAGAGUUGGCUUUUCAUGGAUUACGAUGGAGCUGAAUAUUCCAAAAUGCAAUAAUUGAAUGAACUGUCAUUUAUAUUGGUCUAAGAGUAGCAUGAACUGUGUUGUGAUUGUUGACGAUCAAAAUUGGCCACUAUGAUAAUUAAAAAAAGGUAAGCUGUUAACAUUAGAGGACCUACAAAUAACCAAGUUUAGUAAUUUUAAUAUAUCAUUUAAAAUAACUACCACAGAUUAAAGUGUAGCAGUCGUGGUUCUCUGGCAUCACAAUAGUUAAAUAAAAAAAUAAUAAAUAAGGAAAAGCCUCAUUAAGUUAAUCUUUAAAACCUCGACAGCUAGUUUUGUAGCUCUAAUGUAACAUCUUGCAACACAUGGUGGCUAAUGUGUACGCAUCACUAUACUCUUUGAGUAUGGAUGUAAUAUAUGAUAGGAAUCGCCUAUACAUCCAUUUCGAAGUAUUUAAAGGGGCGAUCAACCCUUCCAUUGAUCAGGCGUGUGCGCUUAGACCUUAGUUCUUAAGAAUCAACUCCAAUUAAAAUACUUCGAUCGGGUAUAUGAUGUAUUUGUAUGCAAGUGCAUAUGCAAUGUGAUGUUUGGCUACAUAAUAUGUUAUUGUAAGUCACUCUCAAGGAAAGCGGUAAGAAAACGGGAAUUUUCAACAUAAUAUAAGUUAUGAACAAAAUAGAUAUUAAAAUAUAGUUUUUUUUUUUAAUUAUCAUUUAUGAUAAAUAGAUCGCGUCAAGUAAAAAUAACGUUGACUGCCUAACUGGUUACGGGUAAUCUGUACAAUUACACCAUUUUUAUGUACUUGCUUACAUACGAAAACAAUCUUUUCAUUCCUUUUUUACUGUAUGGUACGUAUUAUAAUUACAAUCAAAACACAAUUAUUUUUAAUUUCUUAAAACACGCUUCUUUCUUUAUGUUUGAUGUUUCUUACACUGAAUAAUAUUUUGAUUAUAAAAAAAAAUAUGAUGCGCUAGUCCCACAAGCGCUCUUUUUACGUGACGCGACCUACAUAGUUUUAUUUUAUUUCGUUAUAAUACUGCAAUCGUUUUACUUUAACGUUAGGGCUAGUUUGGUGCUAGAAACUUGGCAUAAGUAUUUUUCAAUUGCCUAAAUCUUAUCUGAGGAAUAAAUUUGACGUUAUUGCAGUUUUUGUAUCAGAAAUCUGUCAAACUUUAUCCCCUGAUAUAAUUACUAAAAAGUGUUUUGUUACCAUUCAUUUUGAAUCACAGCCGACUAGCUCUAAAUGUACCCUUUUUAUACACUAAAUUAACUUUUUAAAUAGUAACACCUGCAUUUUAGUAGGAAUUUAUGUAAUAAAACAAAUUGUUUUUGAUCUACUAUAAAAUAAUAACUACUUAAUUAAAUUCAUUUGUUUAAUUUAAGAUUAAUGAUUUUAU